Cylindrotheca closterium is the source of this 861-nucleotide messenger RNA. Lineage: Eukaryota; Bacillariophyta; Bacillariophyceae; Bacillariales; Bacillariaceae. The record is from the annotation of a GenBank genome assembly.
AUGUCAGCAACAACGAUGACGAGGAGAGCACUAACGUUGCUAACUUCACUGCUGCUGGCUGAAACUGCCAGUGGACUGAUUCCAGCGUCGCCAGAACAGCAGACACGCCGUGCCAUUCAAUCACUGAAAACUGCCAUUGCAAAUCUUACACCUGACAAUGAAGAAGAAAAACGAACCAAAAAGGUUCGAUUGUAUGUCGACUAUCUGAUUCCACUCCCUAUAGAAACCAAAGCGGAAGAUAUUGAUCCGUGGCCUGGUGGUUUGGCUCAGAUGUAUCCUUAUGCCGAAGAUAUUGUGAAGGAGAUCUUGCAAGGUGUUGUCGACAAUCAAGCUGGACCAUGCUCGUCACAGAUUUUGAGCGCCGAGGACUGCUGUGGACUUUUUAUUCAAGAAUCGAGCACUUCUGCUAAGAACGACAUUGCCGCAAUGGUCUUUCCUGGUGUGGAUCAAUUGUCCCAGAUCGAGCAAGUGGAUGAAAUGGUUGGGGAUCAGCGUACCUUGAUUAUCUUCAACAAACAGUUUCAACGCCCAGUUGAUUUUGGAUUUUCGGGAAAGAACAAUGCUCAAUCUCAAAAAGUUAUCUUUGAUCAAUAUCAAUACGGUUUUGCCUUUCAAGAGUUUGCCUGCAGAGGGGAAGAUACCAAAUUGACCUUCGAAUAUCCCAAUUGGCAAUCCUGUGUGAUUUGUGAAGAAAAUCGUGAUGUAGGUCAGAAAGAAAUUGCACUGCUAGAGCCUUCUCCAGAGCGACCAUCCUACGAAGCUUUGGAACAAAAGAUUAACGAAGUGCUUCCAGAACCGUUGUGGAUGAGAAUGAUUGGAGAAGCUGAGGAGAAGGGACUCAAAUUUCAACGGCGGCAAUAA